Galeopterus variegatus (Sunda flying lemur) is the source of this 2040-nucleotide messenger RNA. Its product is annotated as cytochrome b561. Gene Ontology annotation, molecular function: oxidoreductase activity. The transcript has 5 exons. NCBI's taxonomy places the organism in Eukaryota, Metazoa, Chordata, Mammalia, Dermoptera, Cynocephalidae. The record is from RefSeq and is a predicted model, not a curated record. Bases 2 to 760 code for a protein of 252 amino acids. Gene Ontology annotation, cellular component: lysosomal membrane.
CAUGGAGAGUGGUGCCAGCUUGGUGUCCACCCCCGGGACGCUGCCUUGCUACGUGGCCUUCUCCCAGCUGCUGGGCCUGACCGUGGUGACCAUGACUGGCGCUUGGCUCGGUCUGUACCGAGGCGGCAUUGCUUGGGAAGGCGCCCUGCAGUUUAACGUGCAUCCCCUGUGCAUGGUCAUUGGCCUGAUCUUCCUGCAGGGAGAUGCACUGCUGGUUUACCGGGUCUUCAGGAAUGAGGCCAAACGCACCACCAAGGUCCUGCACGGGCUGCUGCAUGUCUUUGCGUUCGUCAUAGCCCUGGUGGGCUUGGUGGCGGUGUUCGACUACCACAAGAAGGAGGGCUAUGCUGACCUGUAUAGCCUGCACAGCUGGUUUGGGAUCCUUGUCUUCGUCCUUUACUUUGUGCAGUGGCUCGUGGGCUUCAGCUUCUUCCUGUUCCCUGGAGCUUCGUUUUCUCUGCGGAGCCGCUACCGCCCACAGCACAUCUUCUUCGGCGCCACGAUCUUCCUCCUCUCUGUGGUCACAGCCCUGCUGGGCCUGAAGGAGGCACUGCUGUUUGAACUUGGGGCCAAGUAUAGCAAGUUCGUGCCUGAGGGUGUCCUGGCCAACCUGCUGGGCUUGCUGCUGGCCUGCUUCGGCGCCACCGUGCUCUACAUCCUGACUCGUGCCGACUGGAAGCGGCCUGCCCAGGCCGAGGAGCAGGCCCUCUCCAUGGACUUCAAGACACUGACGGAGGGAGAUAGCCCCAGCUCCCAGUGACAGCCUUCCUCGUCCUGUGUGGAGGGGCCUAGCAGCCCCUAGGUCCUGUAGGGGUCCUCAGAGGUGUCUGUUUGCCCACUACCUGCUGAGGCUGUCUACAGGACUGGUGGCUCCCAUGGACGGGCUGGGGAGUGUGGCUGCAGCUGUGUCUGUUUUAGCACUGACUUCUGGGCUUAGGGCUUGUCCUCUGCUUUCCCUUCCUCGCUGCUGCUGUAGAUGAGUCCCGUUUGUCCUGCGCAGGCCCUGUUCCCCUGUUGCCCCCUCACAUGCAGAAGGCUUUGGUCAAGGGUUUGGGUGGUCAGCCCUGGUCACAGAAACACAGAUCCCUGUAAGAGCUGGAGAGCGGCUCCUCCCUCAAGGCAGCAGAUGUCUAGGCUGAGGCCAGGGGAAAGUGUGGGGCCUCAGGGACAGGCCUGGAAAAGCCAAGACUGUUGCUUUAUGUAACCCUGAGUUCACACCAGGAGUCCCUCUAGCCUGAAUAACACGUGGUACAAAUGGGCCCAACCUUUGGCAGUGGAGCCAGUGAUAUUACAUGUAAAGUAUGUUGGUGUUCAGAGCAAGGUUCCCCAGGAGAGGGGAGGGACUUGCCCCUGGGAAGCACCAGAGAUGUGGCUUAGGCCCAGCUGCAGUCUUGGGCCUUCCUUUUCUUUAACCUUUUAGCUCCAGAAUGGCUUUGCCAGGAGAGAGGAUAGAAACACAUGACUUCAGACAAACUUCCCCAUGGCAGAUGAGGGGCAGAUGAGGGCAGCCUGAAUAGCAGGCAGGAGAUGGCCCUCUCCAGAGGGUGCUGUGGCUUGGGCGGUGGAGGCUGGUGUCCUACAGUCCCUGCUGCAGAGACUCCCUUCCAGCAGUGGCCUGGCCUCAGCCAGCAAGCUCCUGCUUCCCCCCACCCCCCACUCUUCUCAGCCCCGGUUUCCACUGACAAGCUGGUUCCUGCACUGCUCUGACUGGGAGGUGCGAGCACUUUUUGUUUUUAAAUGAAAAGCUGUUGCCUCCUUUUGAUGGGGCCCCACAAGGGCUGCUUGCUGGCUGAGCUCCUCUUACUUGAGCUGCCUGCUUCUGAUGUGAAAGAUAAGCCUCCUCCUUUCUUACCUGGUGCCCAUCUUUGCAGGAAAAAGUCAGGACUGAGUCAGAAUUGGAUUAAUCCUCUGUGGUGUCUGGACAUCACUCUAACCCCAUAAAGUGUGUUGUGUUUUUCGCUGAGUCACUAUUUGGCUUCAGUCUGGAAAUAACGUGAUUAGAGCAUUGAUCUUGUGCUUCUUGGAUUUGGCAAAUGCUCU